This is a messenger RNA of Neopsephotus bourkii (Bourke's parrot), 4166 nucleotides long. It is a transcript of the gene DENND2A, whose product is annotated as DENN domain containing 2A. Gene Ontology annotation, biological process: retrograde transport, endosome to Golgi. The transcript is spliced from 20 exons. Bases 185 to 3490 code for a protein of 1101 amino acids. The record is from RefSeq and is a predicted model, not a curated record. Lineage: Eukaryota; Metazoa; Chordata; Aves; Psittaciformes; Psittacidae. Gene Ontology annotation, cellular component: actin cytoskeleton.
CCGGUGGCGGCGGGGGGCGGCGGCGGCGGCGUAGCGGCGCUGCAUGGCGCAGCGGGCGGGGAGCCCCCAGCCGCGCGUCCGCAGGCCGCCAGCCCGGCGCCGGGCGCCGCCGCCAUGCAGGAGUACGGCCCCUCACGCCCGCCGCCGCUGAGAAAGGUGACCUGCUGCCCUGCUGCGUGCUGACAUGAUGACAGCUAGCAAGGUGGCCGAUGUGAGCAGCCAGACUGAAAGCAGUGACUGCAAGUCCUUUCAGAGGAUCAAGCUUGCAGAUAAAACUGAUACAGCAGCUGUGAAGGAAUUAGAAAGACCUUCGUGUGGAUUUUUGAGUGAGAGGUAUUCUGAAGGUGCCUCUGUCACCCUGGGUUUAACACCUGAAGCGGAACCAGUUUCGUCUGUGGUGAAGAACCCACUGGGAGCCUUGGAGAACUUGAUGCUGGAUCCAAAGCUAGACUGCUUUCAGCAGAACAUGCUUAGUCCCAAAAUGAUCAUCAGUGACCCAUCUGUGGAUCUGAAUGUUAAAGAAAACAGUAAAAUCAAGAGACAGAUAGGAGGCACUCAGAAUAUACAGUCACCUGGAAAAAUUGGCUUGAGGAAUAAGUCCUUCAGCAUCAAGGACAAAAUUUCAGAAUGGGAAGGGAAAAAGGAAACACCGUCUGCUCCUCGCAGAGAGGAGGAACAGGGAGUUAGAGAGGAGCACAGGGUGCCCUUUGUAACUGAGAAGACGAGUGGGGAAGCCCUGGUGACUCGAAAGGUGGAGACCAAGAGAUAUAAGAACUGGGAACUGGAGAGCAAAGGAGUGGGCAAAGAGAAUGAGCAGAAAGCAGGAACUCAGAAAGGCACAGGGCAUGCAGCAGAGCGAAAGGGGGAAGCACAAAAGGACAAGGAAGUGGAGUCGAACCCUGGAAAAUGCAAGGAGGUGAAAGGUGGGAAGCGGGAGAUCCAGAAGGAGAAUCUUUCAGUGCUUAGUCAGGUCAAGAAGCUAGAGAAGGCUUUGAAAGAUGGCUCAGCAGAGCUGCAGCCACAGUUGCCUGGUACUUAUUAUUCCCCCCAGUGCUUGCAGGAGAAGGCAGCACAAGGACACACUGCUCCUGAGAGCCACGAGAGCAUAUGUGGGGCUGAGCUCAACAAAAGGCUUCUUGGGUUGGACUCUGAAAUCAGUGAGCCAAUUUUUGGGACUCUAGAAGAAGUAAGAACUUCUCAUGCAAAAUCCAAGGGCUGCGUGAUGGAGAAUGUGUACACGGAGCCAGGGGUGCCAGAGAAGAAACCCUUCAUCAACCCUCUGCCAAAGCCCCGACGGACUUUCAAACAUGAAGGGGAAGAGGACUGGGUGCCAGCAGCUAGGAAUAAAAGAAACUUACCUCCUCUGCCAUCCAUUCCUCCCCCACCUCUGCCCUCUUCUCCUCCCCCAUCAGCUGUCAGCAGGAGGCUCUGGAGCGGGAAGCACAAGAACAAUGCUGACCACAGGAAGUCAUACGAGUUUGAAGACUUGCUGCAGUCGUCGUCUGAGACCGGGCGGGUGGAUUGGUACGCGCAGACCAAGCUGGCCCUCACACGCACUUUAUCUGAGGAGAACGUCUAUGAAGACAUCCUGGAUCCACCAUCAAAAGAAAACCCUUAUGAAGACAUUGAGACCAACAGCCGCUGUCUGGGGAAGAAAUGUGUCUUGACCUUCCCAGCAUCCCCCACCUCUUCUGUACCUGGGACUCCCACUAAGUUGCUUUCCAAGCCCAUUUUUUUCCGACAAAACUCAGAACGGAGGAGUUUCAAGCUGCCAGACAUACGGAAACUGAGCCGUGAUGGGACUGGGUCACCAUCCAGAAUCAGCCCUCCCUCGACCCCCAGCAGUCCAGAUGACACUGUCUUCUCCUUGGGAGACCCUCAGAAUGGCAAGAGGAGAAGGAAGAUUCCCAAGCUCGUCUUGAAAAUCAAUGCCAUUUAUGAGGCACGAAGGGGAAAGAAACGCGUCAAGAGACUAUCACAAUCUACAGAGAGCAAUUCAGGGAAAGUUACAGAUGAAAACAGUGAAUCGGACAGUGAUACUGAAGAGAAGCUGAAAGCUCACAGCCAGCGCCUGGUGCAUGUGAAAUCUCGCCUGAAGCAAACCCCGCGGUACCAAACCUUGGAACGGGACUUGAUUGAGUAUCAAGAGAGGCAGCUGUUUGAAUACUUCGUGGUGGUGUCACUGCACAAGAAGCAGGCUGGGGCUGCCUAUGUCCCUGAGGUUACCCAGCAGUUCCCACUGAAGCUUGAGCGCUCGUUCAAAUUCAUGCGCGAGGCAGAAGAUCAGUUGAAAGCUAUUCCCCAGUUUUGCUUCCCUGAUGCAAAGGACUGGGCCCCCAUCCAUCAGUUUGCCAGUGAGACAUUCUCAUUUGUCCUGACGGGGGAAGAUGGAAGCAGGCGAUUUGGAUACUGUAGGAGGCUGCUGCCCAGUGGGAAAGGGAAGCGUUUACCAGAAGUUUACUGCAUUGUGAGCCGUCUUGGAUGCUUCAAUCUCUUCUCUAAGAUCUUGGAUGAGGUUGAGAAGAGACGGGGCAUUUCCCCAGCUUUGGUGCAGCCUCUCAUGAGGAGUGUUAUGGAGGCACCUUUUCCAGCCUUGGGGCGGACAAUUACAGUCAAGAACUUCUUGCCAGGCUCAGGAACAGAGAUCAUUGAGCUGCGGCGGCCUCUUGACUCCAGGCUUGAGCAUGUGGAUUUCGAGUCCUUGUUCACAUCCCUCAGCGUGCGGCACCUGAGCAGAGUCUUUGCCUCCCUGCUUCUGGAGAGGAGGGUGAUCUUUAUUGCAGACAAGCUCAGCACUCUUUCCAAGUGUUGCCAUGCCACAGUGGCACUACUGUACCCCUUCACCUGGCAACACACGUACAUCCCUGUGCUGCCACCUUCCAUGAUCGACAUCGUGUGUUCGCCCACCCCCUUUCUCAUCGGCCUGCUCUCCAGCUCUCUGCCCCGCCUGAAGGAGCUCCCAGUGGAGGAGGUCCUUGUUGUUGACCUUGUAAAUAACCGGUUUCUGAGACAGAUGGAAGAUGAGGACUCCAUCCUGCCCCGCAAGCUGCAGGCUGCCCUAGAACACAUUUUGGAGCAGAGGAACGAGCUGGCGAGCGACAAGGAGGAAGGCCCUGUCAAUGGCAAGCAGGAGACAAGCCCUUUGAAUGAGGUGGUGUCCGAGGCCUUUGUCCGUUUCUUUGUGGAGAUUGUGGGCCACUACUCCCUCUUCCUGACCCCUUCCGAAAGAGAAGAGCGGACCCUGCAGCGUGAGGCUUUCCGCAAGUCCGUCUCCUCCAAGAGCCUUCGACGCUUCCUGGAGGUCUUCAUGGAGACACAGAUGUUUGGGGGCUUCAUUCAGGAGCGGGAGCUGCGGAAGCAGGGGGUCAGAGGUCUGUUUGAGGUACGGGCUCAGGAGUACCUGGAAACACUUCCCAGUGGGGAGCAGAGUGGAGUCAAUAAGUUCCUGAAAGGCCUAGGUAGCAAAAUGAAAUUCCUCCACAAAAAAUAAGAAGCACAUCCUCGUUCCACAGAAGAGAAUGGCUUUACCAUUUAACAGCAAUACAUCAGACUAUUAUCAAGAGUUCCCAUUCAGCCUGCUCCCAGGAACCAACAGCCUUGGGCGAGCUGACUGCAGCUGGGUUGUGCUCACACAGACAUGUGGUGCCACAGGAAGGUUUGAUGGCUGCGGGGCUUCCGGGACAGGUUUCUGGAUAUCUACAGUACCAUGCACUGGACCAAGUACUCUCUCUGAACUCUGCACUAGCACGUUGCAGGCAUCCCAACGGAUUGGCUCUCUUAGCUAGUCAAUUCUUUGUUUUAUUGUAUUUUUCUAUUUAUAUUGGGGCUAGAACAACUAUUAACCGAUGACUCUUGUCCUGCCUCCUCUCUGCUUGGUGCUGCAGGAGGCCAAAGCAGGACUCCCAUGGGACUGAGCAGGCAAAGCUCAAGCACCGAGGAGGGGAGAAACAGAUGUAUGGAAAUAGGUCUCUGCAAAGUGACGGCUGCAGGGAUGAUGUGGACUGACCAACAGGAGCUUCCAAGCAAGAGAGAAGGGUGGGAGAGAACCACUAAACCUACUGAGGACAUGAUGAGCCAGCCAGCUCCCUGGAGACCUGUGCCAGGGGGUUCUGGCAUGAGGAGAGGCCUUUCCUUAUGCAGUGUAAUUAAAAGCGAGUGGUGUAAAA